AUGUUGUCGAAGUUCAUUCAGAUCACGUUCUAUGGGAAAAAACUUAUCAGGAGUCGAAGUACGAAUAUAAAGAUUUUAAAUAUGAAGUGCCUCCUAGUGAUUUCUGCUCUCCUGGUACUGGCAGCUGCGGAGCAGUACAGUUCUGAAAACGAUGACUUGGACAUUGAAGCGGUUGUUGGAGAUCAGAGCUCUUUGAAAAUGUUCGCCGAAUGUUUCAACGAUAAAGGACCUUGUACAGAACAGAUGAAAGAUUUCAAAAAGGAUGUUCCGGAAGCAGUCGCAGAAGCGUGUGCCAAGUGUACACCAGCACAAAAACAUAUCUUCAAACGUUUCUUAGAGGUUCUUAAACAGAAAAUUACAGACGAGUAUCAGUUCUUUAAGCAAAAGUACGAUCCCGAAGAUAAACAUUUUGCUGCUUUAGAAACAGCUAUUGCGAAUGCU
Molecule: messenger RNA, 441 nt
Organism: Brenthis ino (lesser marbled fritillary)
Lineage: Eukaryota; Metazoa; Arthropoda; Insecta; Lepidoptera; Nymphalidae
Source: the annotation of a GenBank genome assembly